This is a messenger RNA of Mangifera indica (mango), 3690 nucleotides long. Its product is annotated as COP1-interactive protein 1-like. NCBI's taxonomy places the organism in Eukaryota, Viridiplantae, Streptophyta, Magnoliopsida, Sapindales, Anacardiaceae. Bases 392 to 3490 code for a protein of 1032 amino acids. The record is from RefSeq and is a predicted model, not a curated record. Gene Ontology annotation, molecular function: actin binding. The transcript is spliced from 5 exons.
AAAUGCUGCUGUACAAGUCGCUUUGAGAUUGCAAUUUGCUCCGAAUCCAAACAAAAGCGCUUGUGCGUUUAAACCGUUUUUUGAAUUUAAUAAUAAUUUCUACUUUCACAGCCUCUCUCUGUCUCUCUUUCUUUGCGUUUCUUCUCAGAUUCUCGAUUCGGUUUCAGCUCUCUGAUUGUAGAUUGGUUCAAAUCGAGGAACCUUCUUAAAAAGACUGAAAGAGAAGGUAAUUUGGUUCAGGUUCAGUUUUCAUCAUGUCAAAUGGAUUUUGCUUGACAGCGUCUGGAAUUUAACAGGAUACUUAAAUUCUGAGGUUCCCAGCUCAAGAUGGAAACUGACUUGUCUUGAAACACACUUACUGAGGAUACAAAUUUAUUAAUCAGAAGAGGAUAUGGGAAAGCAUCGUUGGAGAAAUUCCAUAAAGUCCUUCUUUGGGAGUCAUAUCGAUCCAGAAAAAGAUGAACAGCUGAAAGGAACUAAAAUAGAAAUUGAAGACAAAGUUAAAAAGAUCUUGAAACUUAUCCAAAGUGAGGAUCAUGAAGAAAAAGAUGGGAUAAAAGAACCACUUGUUGAGCUAAUUGAAGAUUUCCAUGGAAAAUACCAAUCGCUUUAUGCACAAUAUGAUAAUCUUAGAGGAGAGCUGAGGAACAAAAUACACGGGAAAAAAGAAAAGGAGGCUGAUUCGUCGUCAAGCUCAGACACGGACUCAGAUUGUUCUUCAAAAGGCAAAUACAACAAAAAUGGAGAACUUGAAAGUAAAUUCCAGAAAACAACAGACAGCAUAAAGCAAGAACUUGAAGCAGCAAAUUUAGAACUUUCUGAUCUGAAGAUGAAGUUGCUGACUAUCAGUGAAGAAAAGAAAGCUUUAGAUUUGGAAAAUCAAACUGCUUUGAGCAAGAUACAAGAAGCAGAAGAAGUCAUCAGAAAUUUGAAGCUUGAAACUGAAAGCUUCAGCAAAGAAAAGUUGAAACUUUCAGUUGAGAAUGGAGAAUUGUAUGAAAAACUGGAGACUGCUGGGAAGAUAGAAGGUGUGCGGAAUCUAGAAAUUUCUGACAUGAAGAGGCAGUUGACUGCUACCAUUGAAGAAAAAGAAGCUUUAAAUUCAGAAUAUCAAACUGCUUUGAGCAAGAUACAGGAAGAGGAGGAAAUUGUUAGAAAUUUGCAGUUAGAAGUUGAAAGCUUAAACUCUGAAAAGUUGAAACUUUCAGCUGAUAAUGCAGAGAUGAAUCAGAAGCUAGAAACUGCAGAUAAGAGAGAAGCUGAGCUACAUAAAAGAUUGGAAGAUAUUUCUAGAGAUAAACAUAACUUGAUCAUGGAGAAAGAGGCUACUUUUGCAAGGAUUGAAGAGGGAGUGAAGAUCACUGAAGACUUGAGAGCUGUGGCUGAUCGGCUGAAUGAUGAAAAACAAAUUCUCGGAAACGAGGUAGAAACUCUUAGAGGGACAACUUCUAAUUUGAAGCAGCAACUGGAAUCUGCAGAACAGGAAGUCUCAGAUUUACGUCAGUCACUGAAAUCUACCGAGGAAGAGAAUAAAUCUUUAACCUUGAAAGUCUCAGAGAUUUCUAACGAGAUCCAGCGAGCACAGAAUGUAAUAGAAAAUCUCAUGGCAGAAUCAAGUCAGUUCAAGGAGAAAGUUGUUGAGAAAGAGAGGGAACUAUCAAGUCUUGCAGAGAUGCACGAGGUCCAUGGAAAUAAAUCAUCAGCUCGAAUAAAGGAGUUAGAGGCUCAAGUAAUAGGCAUGGAACUAGAGCUAGAAGCAUUGCGAUCUCAGAAUAGAGAUAUGGAAGUGCAGAUUGAGAGCAAAACAACAGAAGUGAAACAAUUAGGAGAUGAAAAUGCACGACUGCAAGCCCAAAUAUUGGAGUUAGAGACUGUGUCAAAAGAGAAAGAAGAUGAACUCUCUUCUCUGAAGCAGAAACUUGAUGCCAUUGAGAGUGAAUCAAUGUCUAGAAUAGAGAAUUUGACAGCAGAGAUCAACAAUUUGCUAGUUGACAUGGGUUCUUUACGCUCUAAGAAAGCCGAGUUGGAAGAACAGAUAGUUUUCAAAAGUGAAGAAACAUCAACUCAGGCCAAACAAAUUUCAGAAUACAUGACUCAGGUGGAGAAUCUGAAAGAGGAGAUAGUGAGCAAAACUGAGGUUGAACGAAGAAUUCUGGAAGAGAAGGAAAGUUUGAUGGCCCAAAUGGAGCGCCUGGAAUUGGAGGUGACUUCUCUAAGCAAUCAGAUAACUGACAUGGAAGAGCUUCAAGAGCAGAUGAGGAUCAAAAUUGAAGAGAGUGAUCGUUUGAGAGAGGAGAAGGCUGCACUACAGGAAAAAAUAUUUGAAUUGGAGAGAGCAUCGGGAGAGAGAGAUGUUGAGUUAUCUGCUCUUCAGGAGAAACAUACAAAUGUAGAAAAUGAAGCUUCUGAACAAAUAACAGCCUUAGCAGCACAGGUUAACAAUCUACAACAGAACUUAGAUUCCUUGCAGGCCCAGAAGACUGAAUUGGAAUCACAGCUUGAGAGAGAGAAACAAGAAUCUUCAGAAAGCCUUAUCCAACUGGAAAAUCAGAAGAAUGAGUUGCUGAAUCAGAUUACAGAUCAACAGAAGCAGCUCAAAGAACAAGAAGUUUCAUUCCAGGAAUGCACGGCAAAUCUUGAAGUUGCAGAAAGGAAAAUCAAGGAAAUGACAGAAGAACUCAGUAGGCUUGUUGAGUCUAAUGAUCAGAGGGUGGCUGAUUUGGAAGAAACAGUCGAAGACCUGAAAAGAGAUCUAGAAGUAAAAGGAGAUGAACUGAGUACGUUGGUCGAAAACGUCCGCCAAAUCGAAGUCAAGCUUCGCCUAUCAAACCAGAAGCUUCGAGUCACAGAACAAUUACUUUCUGAGAAGGAAGAGAGCUUCAGAAAAGCAGAAGCAAAGUUCCUGGAAGAACAGAGAAUGCUGGAAGAAAGAAUUGCUACAUUGUCUGAAACUAUGGCUGCCAACAAGGAGGCCCAUCACAUGAUGAUCACAGAUAUCUCAGAAAAGGUAAAAAAUACUUUGACUGAGCUAGAAACUGUUAUACACAGGUUCGAAGAGGCCCACAAAAGCUACGAGCAUUCUAUAGAGGAAAAAUCACAGGAGAUUCGGAUUGCAAAGAGUUGGGUCGUGGAGACGAAUAAAGAAAGGGUGCAACUGAAGCUAGAAGUAAGCAGACUAGCCGGGCAACUGCAAAAUAAGACAGAACAAGAAUUGACAUUGAGGGACCAGGUUGAGAGGCUAGAAGUUAAGGCAAGUGAGGAAGAAGCAGAGAAGCUGAACCUGAUAAAAGCCAUGAAACAACUCGAGAAAAAAGUGGACGUUUUAGAGAUGACGAUAAAGAAGAAGGACAACGACAUCUUGGGUCUGGCUGAGGAGAAGAGAGAGGCAAUAAGGCAACUGUGCUUGUGCAUCGAAUAUCAUCAGAGCCGAUGUGAUUAUCUCAUGGAAGUACUCUCAAAGAUGACUGUUAGAGACCGGAGAGCAAGAUAGAAGUCAUAGAUAUCUGUAAUUCUUGUAAGCUUAAUUAUUCAUUGUGGUUUUUUCUACCGUGAGCAAUAUUUUUUCGAAAGAGGAACGGUCCAUAAAAACAUAGGUUUUCCUCUGUGCGUGAGAUGAUGAUUAAACGUUGUUAGUGGUUGGGCUGGGCUUGUUUCAUUCAAUUUGGUUGCAAAUUUUCCUUUGUUUGCCUA